Messenger RNA from Caenorhabditis remanei, 1095 nucleotides. RefSeq lists its product as uncharacterized. The coding region runs from base 1 to 1095 and encodes 364 amino acids. The record is from RefSeq and is a predicted model, not a curated record. The transcript is spliced from 9 exons. Lineage: Eukaryota; Metazoa; Nematoda; Chromadorea; Rhabditida; Rhabditidae.
AUGAGUGAUUCCGCCGAAAACUACGCGGAAAGUGAUGAUUUUGGCGAUUUUGACGAGGAAUUUUUGGAGUUUCACGACGACGUCGGCACAUCGAUUUCCAUAGAAAUCGAUUCGAAACCCAUCUCAACAGCCGAAAGACUCGAAAAAUUCCCGGAAAUGUAUCAAAUUCCGGCGCGAAAACGGAAGCGAUCGUGUUUUGGGGUGUCGGAUGAGCUGAAUAUCGAAAAAUCCGUUCGAAGAGAUGUGAAAAUCCCUGAAAACCCGAAAAAUGAGCGAAAAUUGACGAAUUGCGAGGAAUGCAAAUUCUGGUAUCGCUCGGAAAUCUUGCUGCAUAGUCAUAUAGAACAGCAUAAGAACCCGCAGGUCAAGAUCCGCGCACCGGGUUUUGUCUGUCCAUACGACGAGUGUACCGUCCGUUGUGAUUGUCAGGAGACGUUGAAUAAACACGUCAAAAUUGAGCAUAAUCGACACGAUUUGGUGUAUGAUAUUCUUCAUUUCGACAGUUGGGAUGAGUUUGAGCGCUGGAAAGAGAAUCUGGAAUUCACGACGAUGUCACGCUUCGUUCACGCCUCAUCGAAGAAGAACUACUGCGGACGAUCUUUAUGGCUAUCAUGUUACUUCACUCGAACCGUCAAACACUUCACAAAUUCAAAAUCAGCGUCUGAUCUGAUUAUGCAUAGAAAUAAGCGAUCGAAAAAGUCAGAAAGAGCGUGUACCGCGCAUUUUGUUGCUCGCGAGACGUUUGGCCACAUCGAAGUGCGUGCAUGUCUAACUCAUUGUGGUCACGAGGGACUCAUUCAUAUCCAUAAUUUGCCGCUGUCAAAGUUGAUCAAAAGUGAAAUUGCGAAUGAGUUGUUGAAAGGAAUGACGGAAGAGGAGAUUGUUCGGAAUUAUAGAGAAACGUGUCCACCGACCGAUCGCCGCUUCUACAUUCGUCCAUAUGAAGUUCGUAACGUCUACUCGAAAUUAUUUACAAAUCAGACGAAUGAAGAAAGAAAAAAAGAAAUUUCAGAGAUGAUGGAGUUGUUUGAAGAGAGAAAACUGAAUGAGAUCUCCCCGAUUCUAGAAGGCGUCCCAUUGAACGAAAUCAAAUAA